AUGGCAGUCAGUGUGGUUUUUGCACUCCGGGAAUGCUUACUCUCGAAAAAUGCUCAACCGACUAAGCAAGAUAUUGAAGAUGGUUUUGAUGGCAACUUAUGUCGUUGUACAGGUUUCCGUCCCAUACUUGAUGCGAUGAAAUCAUUUGCAAAAGAUGAAAAUCCCAUUGAUAUUGAGGACCUUCACAGAUGUCAAAGAAAAUGCUGUGAUGAGAUUAAAACAUGUCACGGUUGCUGCUUCAGUGAGGGAGAAAUAUCUGCACGCCCGUUAUGGUUUGAACCUAUAUCUCUGAAGGAUCUCUAUACGGUGCUGGAUGCACAUGACACCCAAGUCAUCAGAUUCGUUGUUGGCAACACUGGAAAAGGUGUUUACAAAGACGAUAGUAAUUAUGAUGUUUUCAUUAAUAUUGCUGAUGUGCCCGAAUUGAAUACCGUACAGGUAACUGAGACAUCUUUGCAGCUUGGCGCUGCGCUCUCUCUAAACAAGAUGAUCGCAGAGCUGAGGAAUAACUCUUCCAAAUCCAAAUCAUUUGAGAUUCUUGCAUCUCAUAUCAAGAAGAUUGCCAACGUUCCAGUUAGAAAUGUUGGGUGCUGGGCUGGAAAUCUGAUGAUGAUUCACAAGCAUCGUGAUUUUCCGUCAGAUAUGUUCAUAAUAAUGUGCGCUGUUGGAGCCACUGUUGUUAUUGGUAAAGAUUAA
Messenger RNA from Dendronephthya gigantea, 696 nucleotides. Its product is annotated as abscisic-aldehyde oxidase-like. The transcript is spliced from 8 exons. The record is from RefSeq and is a predicted model, not a curated record. Gene Ontology annotation, molecular function: iron ion binding; FAD binding; oxidoreductase activity. NCBI's taxonomy places the organism in Eukaryota, Metazoa, Cnidaria, Anthozoa, Malacalcyonacea, Nephtheidae. Bases 1 to 696 code for a protein of 231 amino acids.